AGAUUUUGAGCACCGGAAGUACCGUGUGUGUGUCGGUGUGUCGCUCCCGGUUCGUGUUUACAGCGAAAUGAGUGCGAUUUAACAGAGAAACCGAAUAAAACCGGUGGAUAUAAACUCAGUAUUUACUCAUGAUGAAGCUGCGGGUUCGGAUCGGCAGGCGGACCAUCAGGGUGGAGUUACCGGGAGGAGAACCCAGUUUAAAGGAGCUCAUAGAUCACAUCAAGGACACGGUUCUGUCUUCUCACGGACUCAGUGCAGAAACAGAGUUCAGUUUGUCUCUGAACGGCUCCGAGCUUCUGGCAGACUCCGGUCAGACUCUGUCGUCCUGCGGCAUCGUCUCCGGAGAUCUCAUCUGCGUCAUCCUGCCAGAAUCUGCCGCCGCCACAGCCGCCGCCUCUGCCGCCGCCGAGGCCCAGAGGACAGAGCAGAACCCGCAGGAUGCAGCCGGGACGUCCAACCAGGUGGAAGAAGAUCAUUUAACUCAAAUGUUUCUUAAAGUCCAGGCGAACACUUUUGUUGUAUUUGAACGUCUCUGUGACAAACAGCCCAGCGACCCAGCGGCGGUGACGGCGGCGGAGCUCGAGGAGGCGGCUGAGGCGUCGGACUCGGAGCCUUCGGCCUCCAGCUGGGAGCCGAUGCUGUGCAGCGAGGCGGAGGAGGGUCAGGCUCCGCUCUCCCUGGAGCUCCUCUACCACUCGGCACAAACCGCGAGCCCCAGCGACGCCGUCAUGGUGGCCGGAAACCUGCUGAUGCUGGAAACCGGCUUCGUUCCUCAGGGCUGCGAGAUGAAGGCCGGAGAGAUGCCUGCAGGGUGGCGGUCGGCCGCUGGCGUCUACAAGCUGCAGUACACUCAUCCUCUGUGUGACAACAGCCUGGCCAUGGUGGUGGCGGUGUGUAUGGGCCCGGUGCUCGUCAUCAACGCCACUCUGAAGGUGAACCAGACCGUCGACGCCGUCCGCAAACUGUGUCUGAACCCUUCCAGCUACGUGACGGACGAGUGGCCAGGAGAAAGUGCAGCGGCAGCUUUUAAAGAUCUCAGCAAACUGUCCCGAAUCUUCAAAGAUCAGCUGGCGUACCCGCUGAUCGCCGCCGCCAGAGAAGCGAUGGCUCUGCCGGUGGCGUUCGGUCUUGCCGCUCUUCCUCCGGAGCUCCUCCUCAGAGUCCUCCGACUGCUGGACGUGUCCUCCGUCCUCACGCUGUCUUCGGUCUGCAGAUACUUCAACACGAGCACAGCCGACUCCUCGCUGUGGAGACACCUGUACCGCCGAGACUUCACAGAUUCAGAUCCCAGCAGACCCCGAGACACGGACUGGAAAGAGCUUUACAAACGCUCUCAGAAACUUCGCUGUAUGCGCCGACGUGCUCGCCCCAUCCUCCACCCUCCUCUCCACCCGAACCCCCUGGACUUCUUCUUCCCCGUCCCCAUCCCCGCCCCGCCCUACCCUCCGCUGCCCGGCAUCAUCGGGGGGGAGUACGACCAGAGACCGGCCCUCCCCCACGGCCUCCUCCCCCGCCCUCGCUACGACCCCAUCGGCCCGCCUCGACCUCACGACUUCCGCAGAGUGCGCCCGACGGGAGGACGACCCGCAGACGUCAGGCGAGGUUUCAUCUGAGUGUUUCGUCGACCUGAAGAAAUAAAAAGCCGUCUGAGCGACUCUGCUGUUCACUGAUUGGUGGAGAGACAGGAAGUGACUCGGGUCCGCUGUCCUUCACUUCCUGGUGGGUUCAUUAAACGCCGCCGCUCCAGUACGAGAUCAACUGAACCGGAAUAAAAUGUAGUUUUAGUUGCAGCUUUAGUGGAUGUUGAUCAGGUUCCCACAGAUCAGAUAUCCCAUAAUACCCCAGCAGCUGAUGAACACUGAGGGCGAUGAAGGCUGAAUAAAGGCGGGAAGGUUCAUAAUAAUAAUUAAUUAAACUCUGACCAAAUGUACCAACAACAAACAGCUCGGACUCUUCAGAUGUUCAUUCAUCGAGUAAAGUUCACGAACACACUUUGGCUUCCGUAGAACAUAAAGACGAUCAAAGGUUUCACAAAAUUAUUAUUAUUAUUAUUAUUAACUGAUCAUUUAUUGGCUGUCAUACAAAUUAACAUUGUCAGCUGUGUGAGCGCCGUAUGGAAGCACAUUGAAGCCAAAAAAAUAAACUACUAGAGGAAACUCAGAUUGUUAUUAUGAGAUAGUAAUUAUACUUUGUUGUUUUAUUUUUUACUUAUAAAGAUUUUCUCAAUUUUGACUUUCUGUUGAAAAGAGUCAAACCUUUGUGAACUCGUAUUCUGGUUGGAUUGGAAGAAGAACGACUUCAUGUUUUCUGCUUUAAGCACUGAAAUAAUCUGCAAAAGGAAAUUAAACAGCAAGAUUUACUGUAACUUCUCUGUUCUCUCGCUGUUCAAUUGAAUUAUUCUGCUCAGCUUGGUUUUGGUUUUAUCUGCAAAGAGCACUUUAAUGGGACUUAAAUGGGAUCUAAUAUGAAACAUUUACACAUUAAAAUGUCUAAAAACGA
Dicentrarchus labrax (European seabass) is the source of this 2499-nucleotide messenger RNA. It is a transcript of the gene fbxo7, whose product is annotated as F-box protein 7. Gene Ontology annotation, molecular function: protein kinase binding. Gene Ontology annotation, biological process: positive regulation of autophagy of mitochondrion; autophagy of mitochondrion. Lineage: Eukaryota; Metazoa; Chordata; Actinopteri; Moronidae. Bases 129 to 1613 code for a protein of 494 amino acids. The record is from RefSeq and is a predicted model, not a curated record. The transcript is spliced from 9 exons.